Spirometra erinaceieuropaei is the source of this 19249-nucleotide messenger RNA. Lineage: Eukaryota; Metazoa; Platyhelminthes; Cestoda; Diphyllobothriidea; Diphyllobothriidae. The record is from the annotation of a GenBank genome assembly.
AUGUUUGGUAAUUUUUUGUUUCAGCCCUUUUACGUUUUAGGCGCUGCUGGUUUUCGCGCUUUUACGCAACAAGUCUAUGGCGAAUUAAUUAAGGCCGCGCCUGGUAUGUGUCAUGGUUAUCGUUAGUCAGUACAUUUUACAAAGGCGAAGCUGCGAAUUGCCUCAUAUCGCCGAUCAGUAUAUACUCAACUAUUUCACUUGUUCUUGCUGGUAGCGACGAAACCACCAGAAAGGAAAUGUUAAGCACACUUCGUCUGGAACAUACUGGAAGCUUUGAUGCUGCCAUUAAAUGUGCCGGUGAUAAUAUGAAGAAUGUUUUUAAGGACGAUAAAGGCACAGAACUUAUCCAAGCGAAUGGGAUGUUUGUACAGUCUGGUUUCAGAUUGUUGGAGUCCUUCCUAGAAGCACUGAAAUUGCAUUUUGCGGCAUCCGCAGUUGAGGUAUCUGCUUGGCACUUUGGCAGAUAAGUGUUUUUACAAGGUGGACUACAUGAAAAACCUGGAGGGUGCUCGUCAAAUGAUUAAUGAUUGGAUCCUUAAUCAUACGAAUAAAAUGAUUCACGAUCUCCUGCCUGAAGGAGUUUUAAAUUCCGACACAAGACUGGUCUUAGCGAACGCAGUUCAUUUUAAAGGUAAAUGAUAAACAAAAUCACUUUCCUCCCCAAGGCGUUUGGGAAGAAAAGUUUAUUCGUGAACAAACCAUGGAGGGGAAGUUUUCUUUGCUAACUGGUGAGGAAAUUAAUGUUCCUAUGAUGCACUGUGAGAGAAGGCUAUUACUUGGUCAUUUUAAUGAAGAGCUCGAUUGUAAAGCUAUACGAAUUCCUUUUACGUGGUACGUUAACAGUGCUUAUCGGAUUCGUCACGUGUUAGCUUCACGUUUAUCAGAGACCUCUGUAGCUUUAUUUAGUGCUUCUUCUUACACGGUCGGCUUUCUUAACGGAACUCAUUUUUAUCUUCGUAUUCUUCACCUUUCUGUCCAUCUCGAUUGCAGACCGUUUGCCUGAUUAGCUUCAGUUUAUUUUAAGGCUGUUAAAUGUGUGACUAUUCUAGCUGUGUUUUCUUUCCUAAGCAUUCUUUUGUAGUUUUUUUGCAAUUCUGGCUGUGUUCGCUAGCAUCCUGCAUAACCACCAAUUAUGUAUAUAUUGAAAACCAAACAUAUCGGAUCAUCAACUAGAUUCAAAACUAAUACUGGAUGUUGAAAGUUUUCGUCCGGAAAUUCCAUUGAUUAUUUUUAGUCGACAAAGUGGGUUCGCUAUGAGAACUUCUAUCACAGGCCCAUAUCUCGUGUUCGAAGUGUUUGUGACCUAACGUUCUUGUAUCACGCCCCUGAUUGCAUGUCUGCUGGUUGGUAACCACUAAGUAUAAUUACGACCGACGUAAACUUACUUUAUUGCACCGCGCCAACUUCGGAUGCCAAUGCACUUUUAAAGACGUUACGGUCUUACCACGCACUCUGUUAUUUAUUUGUUAAUUUAAGUGUGAUCAAUUUUGUUUUUGGCUGCCGCGAAUGUCAGAUAUCUGGCUGUGUUGGUGGAUUUAGUGAAAGCGUUAUUUUCAAGUCAAUUAAAAUGAACCAUUCGGGAUGUAUGCUCACUUAGAUAUCUCAAAUUGUGGUGUAUAAGGUGGUGUAGACACAGUUUGACAUUAGUGUGCAAUGGUGAUCGAUAAUUGAUUUCGAUUCGCCGAUCUGAGUUUUUUAUUUUUACCAAUUACAACUAUAACCUCCAUGCUACCUUUAAACCAUAGUUAGUGAAUGAUGACGUGCAUCUAAUUUUGAAAAAAUAGGUUGUGCUAGCCAUUGUUAUCCUAUUAAAUUUGGUAGUGAAACUGCAACUACUUUAAUAUUUGCCUCCUCUUCCUCCACCGUUAAGUUUCCCAUUUCUUGCGAAUGAUAAGACAGCCAUAAGUAGAACAGUUAGAACUCAGGUUGGUUUUUUAGCUAUCGAAUCUUAACUGCAACUAUAUUGUGACGGUAACUUUUAGCCUUUUUCAACGAUGACACUCCCUUUUUGAUCUCUGGCACAGGAUCGGAUUGUUGUUUAGCAAAUUUCUUUGCACACUGAGAAAGACACUCAUUUGCAGCCAAUUUCGACCCUUUCGUUAAAGUCCAAAUUAAAAUACCUAAUAUUUGGAUUAGUCAGCCUAUUCAGUGACGAUGUGAAAUUGCCUACCUGGUCCUGAUUUUUCUCUUUUAAGCCAUGAAAUGCUCAUCUUAUUGCCAAACGCCAAAAAUGGCAUUAAUCAAGUGUUGUCGAAACUGCUGGAGACCUCCCAACAAGACCUUUUCGCCAAAAUUUUUUCAAAGGACUCUUACACCUUGUGUAAAGUCAAACUACGCCUUCCGAGGUUCAGACUGGCAGAUUCCGAAAGCAAGGAUUUAAAAGAUGUUCUCUCCGCGAUGGGCAUGCCUUCAGCUUUCAGCGCAGCUUCAGCUGACUUCUCGGGCAUAACUGGCCGCAGAGAUCUUUUCAUCGCAAGUGUUUUUCAUAAGGCAACCAUCGAAGUGAGUGCCUUGCCACCUCCUGGCAUCAACUAACUACUGCAAACAUAACUUUUGUUACAACGUUCAAUCUGCGGCGAAAUCGAAGUGUUUCUGACGUUUUGAUUGUAGGUAGACGAGGAGGGAGCCGAAGCAGCUGCUGCAACGGCUGCUGUAAUGAUGCUCCGUUGUGCGCUCAUGCACGUACCAGAAUUUAUUGUGGACCAUCCGUUCCUGCUCUUUAUUGUCAGUGAAUCGGGCCUGCCAGUGUUUAUGGGUCACGUGGUAAAUCCGGAACCAAAACGGUGAAUUGCCGCCUUGUUACCACCGUGGCGGGGUAGGUCGCGUUGUACAACCGUCUUGGCGUUUAGUUAUUAUAUCUACGUCAUUUCAAUUCUAUUGUUUUUGAGGAGUGGAAAGGUUGUAUUAUUUAUUUCCAAGGACUGCUCUGUAAUCGCUAAUUUAGGAUGUUUGGGUGAGUUCCUUAGCCAGGCUAGGUAAAUUCCAACCUCCGCUUUGCACUCAAGCCAUCCAGACCAAAGUUCUUGAGUGCAGAGAUGCACCUGAGUGAACUGUGUUAAGAUUGUAACUCAUACUUAAGACUAUAUUAAUUGUGGUUCUUUUCUGAUUUUCGCUGAGACUGUUAUUUAUAGACGCCACUUGUGACAGUUUAUGGAUAUUGGGUCAGGAACUGUUUAGAUCGCCAUUCAUGGAUAAAGACUACCUUUCCAACUCGAGAAUCAAUUAGCGUUCCGUGUUUUAGACAGUGAUUUCGCGCAUACCUGGUCAUUUGGUUAGUUUCAUUUUGACAUUGCCCCUUACACGAAAUGUUGCAUUCAAGUUGCAGAAGCAGUCUGCUGGUUCAGCAGCUUCGCUUUCUAUCGCAGUCCGAUUGUUAUCCUUAAACUGAGACCGGAAAUCGUCACCUACGUAGUAGUUUAAAAUAUACGUCUCAGUUGGAGCCAGACUCUUCGACUCAUGACCCAUUAAAAGUGAUCAUCGUCUGUACCAGAUAACUGAAGAUCAUAUUUCUUGCAGAAUCCUUUGAUAGGCUAAAAUACUACCUACUUGCCAGUCGUACCAUUUCGGCAAAGCUUCAGAGAGCUAGUCCAGCCAACUCGUACAAGUAUCUAGCAGAUCUGUUUUUUGGAUUCUCUGAAGCGUGAUCUACCAGAUUCAUGUACAAGCACACUGAGCCAGGUCAUUGAGUUCCCAGCUGAGAAGACAGUGGUCAUCUGGUGACAAGGCGGCCGUGGCGUCUGACAGACGUUAGUUGCAUUAGCGCCUCCAGCACCUUGAGUAAUUUUUAUCACGUAUUCAAAAGUCGGUAGCAGAGGACAGACGCGGUUCAGGAGGGGAUUCCGCCUAUGUCAGUCUUCAUCGUUGUCACAUUCAAGAAAUACCCUGCAACGUAUGGUAAUUUGUCCGUUACAAGUGAUGAGACAGUGGACACAGUGCGGACCCACACGUGAAUAAAAACGCUCCCAAAUUGCUCGCUUGACUGUUGCAUGGGCGAUUAUCAUUUAUAUGUAUGCGUGUCCGACCGAAUAGGUCCAUGCUUUGUGUGGAUGCUUUUGUGUGGGUAGGCGUGCCAACUGAUGAAAUUCUAACUGAAAUUCUAAAGUGCUUUUCGACUCGAAAAGAUAAAUUAAGAAGGGUUGCAAUAUUACUUAUCAUACAGCAUAAUCCCUGGAUAUUUCGGUCACUUCAGGAUUCCGGCUUUCAGACGAACUUCUUUCCGGUCGCCUGCAAAAACUGCACCAUUUAAAAAUGACUGCCUAAGUAGUAUGAAUUUUUCUCGUUGAUUUUUGAUGCCAUAAUAUAUUCAAAUAUAUUUCAUAGAAAAGAUGCAUAAAAAUAUUCAUUCCUUUACUCCUUUGGGGGUAACUGACAUUCUAUCCAGAUUUUAUACUGGAAAAAAGGGUAUAAUUCGGUUUCAAAAGACUUUUUCAAUUUUCGAAUAAUUUCGAACCCGACCUGCCGCUACACUUGCGUUCAGGGUUCCCAAACUACAAGCUGUAUAUUUCGCGUAUACGGAAAAUCAUAUGUUUCUAUACGCUAUUAAGAGGAGACCAUAUGAUGUUCAUAGAAUUCAGCAGUAGGUUUGUGCUAUUUUACAAACUUUAUAAGCUACACAAGUAGAUGGCGAAACAGGGCAUUUCACGAUCUUAAAAAAGCUCAUAACUAAAAACUUUCUCAAAACCGAAUUAUACUUUUCAAGUAUAAAAUUUAAAGAAGACUUAAUCUUCUACCAUGUUUGCAUAUACACACGUGGCCGACUAGGUUCCAUUCGAUGGGACAGUGUGGCAAGUAAGGCGGAGGUAAUUAGUGCUGGCGAGUAUCCCUGACAUGGGUAAUUUAGUGGCACCGCGGUAAAUUCAUAAGUAACCGACCAGGCCGACACGUGAUGCGAAUGUAUUCUCGCAAAAAAGCCCUGUCGGCACUCUGUCUACGCCAACUGCACGUACUUUUACGGGCAGCGCAGAUCACUUCAGCAUUAAACUUCCUCAUCGUGGUUCUUGAUACAUUGGCGAGAACAUGUGCAGCCAUGAGUAGAUCGAAGGAACUCCAAUGGGCUCGUUAGUUGCCUGUUUCGUGGCAAACCUGGUCCUACUGGAGCUUGAAAUGGCUGUCCUCCUACAGACCCUGGGUGUCCUCCUGCAAGCAUCUGGCCCCACCAUGUCCGGCCAGCUUACCCCUUUGUGUGACAAUGCGGUGUUGUUCAGACACUUGCACACAGGCUGUUUUUAGCCCAGUCAACUGCUGAGGCCGACUUUCAGCGCAUAUUCUUCACUAUAAACAGUCUGACGCGCUACCGCAGUUUGGAAGGCUGCUAAUCAACAGAAUAACUCGAUCCUCCUUUCCAAAUCAGGCUGCAACUGCUCCUUCUUAAUUUGGCACUUCCAUCUAAUUGGGAACCGGUGAAACCCUUGCCGCGCGUGCGUGGCGCGCGUAGACGGACUUGCUUAUCCUUCUCAACACCGCCUCCAGUAUUUUUAACCCUUCCCUGAUAAUGGGCCUGGGAAGUUUAGGAGGAGAGGCUGCGGUUGGUAGAGCGCAAGUCACCGCCCCUGCGUCAAUCCCACUGCAGGGCAGCCUAAGGUCAUUGUCGGCAACAAGGGUCAACCUGUUAGAUCUGGCUUAGGUUAUGGAGCCGAAUCAACGCGAAUCGCUUUCUUCUGGACAUUUGAUGUCUCCCAUUCUGUAGAAUCAUGUCCCAUCAUUAUCGAAUUAGUUUCUUGAAGGUAGCCAUUUGCAUUUUCUGUUUGGUUUUCUAACUGGUCUCCCAAGAACUCCAGAGGUUUCGACAAAAGCGGAUAUUGUACAUUUACGCCAACGUUAUCAGUUAAUUAGUACUAUCUCAAGAUUGCCCGUUGGGUAAAAUUCCGACCCGAGGUAGCAGAAGCUUUCGACUGACUAAGUGCCUCAGUUACCUGUUAUUGUCGAGCAGAUAUCUUAAGGCUGCUACGAGAAUUGUACAUCCUUCGUGAGUUUAUUCUUUGCAGGGAUCUCAUUCACAUCAAGAAGCACGGCCUUGUGUAACCUCGGGAGCAACCCUAGUCUCUCAUGUAGUUGAGCGGAAGUUGUGCGCAGGAAGUGCCCCGACGUCUGCGGAGGUGACAGUUAGGAAAUCAAAUUCAUGCAGUCUUUGGUCCCAUUGGUAGAGAAGUAACCUUGAGUCUAAAUAAAUUCACCAGCUGCAUUGCUGGGCACUGGAGGUCCAGACGAACAGAGAUCAGAAGACACAAGUAACGGCAAUUCUUGUCCUCCUGUUAUGGUAUCAUCGUCGGACUAAACUUAAGUAUCAUACAGGUCAUUGGAUUUGCUACACCCAACAAUUUUCCUGAUGAUUCCGUACCUCCCAUUCGGCUGUUAAUUUGCACUGAAUCAUGCAAACGACAAAUUAUUAGUUUACUCCGUAGUUGCAGUCGUUUCUGUUGCAUUUUUUGAGAAUAUCUCUUUUUCCUUCCUUCCAGCCUUUUGAUGCCAGUGCGGAAGUCGGACGUUAUACUACUUAUUUUGCUUUUGAAAUGUAACUUCUUUGCUUCAUUUGCCUUGAUUUGUAAUGUGAUCAGACAAACUUUCUCAUGCCUCUUUCCAAUUAAACGUAACUUUCUUCUGCCUUCCUUAAUGCUAUUUAUUUGGACGCUGCAUUUUCGUAUUUUUGGAUUUGGGAAGCAGAUGGUUCUUUGUGAUUUGGUCACUUUACGAUUACUGUUAGUCGUAUCAUAAAAAGCGUCAGAAAAGACUAUUUGAACGUGUUUAAAAACUGUUCCUCGCCGAGCCUGCUUUAAGAAACUGUGUGUAUCUUUUCAGUUUGGUGCGACCGGAUUAUUCUGAAGCGAUUUUAAUCACCUCAAAGUUGUACGAAUACAAAGGGGGAUACUAGCGGCAUACGGAGAAAUAUUUAAAAUUUGCGGUUGACCGCUUUGUGUCGCUGUGUUGGGGCCCAUUUCCUCUCAAUUUCUCAGUGACAUUUCGGUCGACGUGUUUAAACGUCCACUUUGUGCUCCCCAUUCGCAAUCCACGUUUGUGCGCUGGAUAUCUCUAGUUUGACCCACCGCACGUUCCUGCUGCAGGUAUGCGGAUUUCAGUCGCAGCGCACGACAUGAGGGUCACAGCUGCGCCCUUCCAAGUUCAGUCGUCACGAGGUGAGUUGUACUAGCAGUCGGUUUCAUCUUAUCGUGAGCAUGUGUUGGGCUACCACUUUACUGUGUGAUCACGCAACACUCCGCGACGCUGUGAAUCAGAUUAAGACCCUUGUGGGGCGGGGGCUUUCCGCGUGGGUGUGCCUUUCUCAUUGAGUGUUACAAAAGAAUCUUCGAAUGCAAAACUUACUUGAGGAUGCCACUCAGACGCCUACUGAUAGGCGGACUUCAGUCUGUUUGCACUAUCUGUUGAGGGCGCGCUGUCAAGGAGUGCAUGGCAAGUAAGUUUGACAGGUUUGCGUGUUUUUGGCUUCGUCUCCUGUAUUCAGUGGAAUUUAAACUGGUCAACGUCUAACGCAUCUCCUGAAUAUCACAUGCACCACUUGAUGACGGUUAACUCAAGCUGCGGGACGACCAGACAUUUGAGGAUUUCUGAGAUCUCGAUCAGCUAGUAUAUCAGCCGCUGGAGGUUUUACAUACCACACCGCUAUAUGAUUCGAUAAUUUGUCGCAUGUGCGUUGUUUAUUAUGGUCCAUAGUCGGAUCCCACCCGAGUUCGAAAUGCCAGGCAAAUACACGCGGCAUGAUCAUAAUUUUCAUAGUGAUUUUAUGUGUACAGUUGCUGCAAAGUCCUUGGGGCAGGUGUUUUCUCACUCGGUCCCAAAGUUCAAAUGUUUGUUUCGGCUGAAUUGCUUCAAUUCAGCAAUCAUUAGAAUAUCGCGCAUUUUACGACUGCGGAGUACUGUAGCGCACGCCGAAUACAACGCCGUAAAUGACAUCGUCGCUAACGGGCCGAAAUUUUGCAUGCGACUUAUUCAGCGGGGAUAAAUUGACGAGACCCUUACCUGAACUUGGAAAUGGCCGUUAUGUCGUGAUUACUUGGGCAACUCUAUCCUUGUUGCAAAAGACUGGGACGGUAAUGCUUGUGUCUCUUCAUAUGUAGGGAGUGCCAUGGAAUAAUUACAACUCCAAAAUUGGCAGUUGGGAUGACAUGUUUAAUGAAAACCGUAGAUUAAUCCUUUUAGAGAACGCAGCGCUGGUGGAUGUCGACUGUAGAAUUGACUUGCGUUUUCAAGUAUACAAAUUGCCAACCACCUGUGCAUAGAAUACCUUAAGAUUCAUAAGGAACUCAAUUGCUGGGAUAAUAUUUAUCUGGUUCCUAUCCCGCACCCUCAAGUGAUGUUGUCUACGGCUCUCUCUCUUAUUAGAAGGCAGAGCCCUAGUUGAAUGUACUAAUUUGUGGUAACUUCCGUGUACAGUAGUGCCUCGUGGUAUCGCUCUUCGAUUUUCUCGACUUCGCUCUGUCACGCAUACAGUGAGUGACCGAUGUUGGCUGAAAUUGUGAAAUGAGUUUGCGAUUAAGAAGGAUUACUCGGUCGCUGUUGUAAUACUGAUUAUCUUGCGGCAUAAUCUUAUAACAUUUUGGACUCGGCAGGAUGUCAGCUUUUGAAUACACUUCUUUUCAAUCUGCUGUGGAAACCGUACUCAGUAAAAAAAUGACUACUUAAGUAGCACGCAUUUUUCCCACUGAUUUUCGAUGGUCUUGCAAAUUCCAAUAUAUCUUAUAGAAACCAUAAAUAAAAAUAUGUUUUCUUUCAGUUGUUUGAUAGAGAAUCGCGUCUUCAUAUUUUAUACUCAAGAGGGGAGUAUAAUUAGGUUUUAAAGAAGUUUCUAAUUAUGGGAUUUUUUAUGACAUCGCAAUGCCCAUUCACACAGCAUCGUACCUCGCCGUUUACCCCAGCUCCUCAUGAAACGUACAGCAUAGUCCGCAUCCAUUGCAAAAUUUUAUGGACUCUGUAUAAUAUCUUUUUAAUGGCAUAGAAAAAUAUGUGCGCUAAUGCAAAGAAUGAUCAGGCUGUAAAUUAUUCGGCAAUUAGAAAACUUGUUUAGAACCUAAUUAUACUCCUCUCUUGAGUAUAAAAUAUAAAGACGCAAUUCUCUAUCAAACAACUGAAAGAAAGCAUAUUUUUAUUUAUGGUUUCUAUGAGAUAUAUUUGAAUUUGCAAGACGAUCGAAAAUCAGUGGGAAAAAUGCAUGCUACUUAAGUAGUCAUUUUUGACCGAGUACGGUUUCUACAGGAGAUUGAAAAGAAGUGUAUUCAAAAGCUGACAUCCUGCCGAGUCCGAAACGUUAUAAGAUUAUGCCGCAAGAUAAUCAGUAUUACAACAGCGACCGAGUAAUCCUUCUUAAUCGAAAACGCAUUUCAGAAUUUCAGCCAGCAUAUCAUGAGAUCGGUCACUCACUGUAGUAUAUGCAAGAAUUUCUACAUUUGUAUUGGGGGUUUUUCGCUGGGUCGCAAAUUUCUGCGGAAAACAUGCGUUAUCCUAACUAACCUGGCAUAGCGCCUAAGAGAACAUAGGGUGUUCUUGUGCUGUAUAACUCCGAGGCAUGCGUUUAUAAGGAUGUGGGAUGGUUUAUAAGGAUUUAGAAUGUACAAAAUAGUAGUAAAAGCGUACGGUUUUUACUCCGCGGACUUCCAGUUUUGGCGGUGUGUUCUGAAAUACAACCCCACCGAUCUAGAUGGGAUCACUGUAUUUCCAUUCAGUACAAAACUGCGAAUGCUCACAAUGCGUUCGGACCUAGGGCCUAUUCUUUUCUGUGAAAGAAUAGUAGACCACGAAGUAUUUAACAAGACUGGUCGUAAAUAAUAAAGUGGAGGGAGUCGAUUUUUUGUCAAAAAUUAUGCAGUUUUUUUAAGGUCGAUAAUGAUCUCUAAUCAGAAAGUUCCACGGUCGAGCUACCCACUGGCUGAAGGAACUUUUUCCGAGGUCUAGUAGCGUUCGUUCGUUUAUGACUUUGUAAGGAUGAACACAGUGUCGAAUUGUACAUACAAACCCAAGGAUUUUCUCCGAUCUCAGCGAGCAACCAUAGCCAUGGACAAUCCGGAAUAUCUAGACCGGGCCACACCCUUAGAGUAUGUUAGAUAGGUAAAACAUAUCAAAUUCUUUUAAUCUACAAACUCACGAAAUGUUAACCAAAAUUCUAAAAUGCACUUUAGACUCGAAAAGAGUACUUAAGUAGGGUUGUAAUAUUAAUCACCUUACAACAUAAUCCCAAAAUAAUUCCAUUACCUCAGGAUGCCAACUAGUGAACGAGCUCCUUUUCGGCCACUCGGAAAAACUGCACUCUGUAAAAAAUGACUACUUAAGUAGCGUGAAGGUUUUCUAAUUGAUUUCUGGUGACCAUUAAAUUCAAAUAUAUUUCGUAGAAAAAAAUGCAUAAGGUAAAUCAUGCCUUUAUUCAUUUGGUAGAAAAUUAGGUCUUCUUUGAACGUAAUACCUAAAAGAAGGGUAUAAUUCGGUUUUGAAAAGGUUUCUAAUGAUGAGAUUUUUAACACCAUGAAAUGCCCUUUUAUAAAACAUCGCGUCUCUGCAUUUAGUAAUGCUGCUUGUAAAUAUUGCAAUAUGACUCAAAUCCACUGCUUAAUUGUAUGUGUCCCGUACGGUCUCCUCUGAAUACCGCAUAGAAAUGUACGAUUUUCUAUACACCGCAAAUAUACAGAUGGUAGUUCGGAAACCCUGAAUGCAAGCGUGACGGCCGCCCGAUUUCAAAAUUAUUCGGGAAUCGGAAAACUUUUUAAAGACCGAAUUAUACCCUUAUUUUAGGCAUUAAGUUCGAGGAAGACGUAAUUUUCUACCAAAUAAGUAAAGGUAUGAGUGUUAUUAUGCAUGUCUCCUAUGACAAAUAUUUAAAUUUUUAAGGACAACAAAAGUCAAUGAGAAAAAAUCCCCUAUGCUUAAGUAGUCAUUUCUUACGGAGUGUAGUUUUUCCAGGCGACCGGAAAGGAGUUUGUUCAAUAGUUGGUAUCCUGAAAUAACUGAAUUAUCUUGGGAUUAUGUUGUAAGGUGAUUAAUAUAACAACCCUAAGUAAACAAUCUUUUCGAGUAGAAAAUGCGUUUCAGAAUUUCGGUUAACAUUUCAUUAGUUAGCACAUCUACUAUAUCCUGAAACGAUACAUUCUUAGAACCAUCGAUCAUCUUUGCUGACCUGACUUUCACCAGUUCGAAGAGGUCAAUGUCUGCCCUCAUUCAGUGUCCGGGCUGGCAUCGGGUAAUCCAAAUGGGCUCUCACACAGAAGCCAAAGAGUCCAGAAUGAAAUGAUUUAAACGCACGCCUUCUCCACUGCAACACACGAGUAGCCUUCUGGACCACCAUAAAAUCUUCCGAGGACAUCAAAUUUGUGGUCGUCCACAUGCGCAGAAUCUCCUCUGACAGAUUUUGCCCACAAAAACAACUUUAUCUGGACUAUUUAACCAUAUUUGCCUUUCAGUCCGUUCUACCUUUAUCCGUCCUUUAUCAAUUUUAAUUCCAGUUUCACAAUCGGCAAUCUAUCCCCUGGUUCGUUGUCCGACUGAGAAACCCUUUUUUGUAAAAAAAAUCAGUCUGCAAUAUAAUCCAAUAAAAAUUCAGUUACCGCAAGAUGCUGGCCUUCGAACUUAUUUUCGGCUGCAUACAAAAACUGUACUCUGUAAAAGAUGACUACUUAAUUAGCAUGCAUUUUUCUCAUUGAUUUUCGAUGCCUCUCAAAGUCCAAUUAUAGUUCAUGGACAACAUGCAUAAAAAUAUUCAUUCUUUCGCUCAUUCGGUAGAACAUCACGUCUUCUUUCAAUUUUAUACCCGAAGAAGGGUAUUAUUCGGUUUUUAAAAACCUUUCCAAUUCCCGAAUAAUUUUAUACCCGAUCUGCCGUCACACUUGCAUCCAGGGUUUCCAAACUACAAGCCAUGUAGUUUCCGCGUACGGAAAAUCACUUUUUUCUCCACGGUAUUAAGAGGAAACCAUAUGGGGUUCAUACAAUUUAGCAUUGGAUUUGAUCCAUAUUGUUAACUUUACAAGCCAAAUUGGUAAAUCCAAAGACAUGACUUUGUAUGAACUGUCAUUUCACGGUAUUAAGAAGUCUAACAAUUAGAAACUCUUUUAAAACUAAAUUAUGUCCUUCCUUCUAGUAUAAAGUUGAAAGAAGACGUAAUGUUUUGCCGAAUGAGCGAAAGAAUGUAUAUUUUAUGUGUGAACUAUAAUUGAACUUUCAGGGGCAUCGAAAAUCAAAGAGAAAAUUCCAUGCUACUUAAGUAGUCAUUUUUACAUAGUACAGUUUUUGUAUGCUGACGAAAGGGAAUUCGUUCGAAGGCCGGCAUCCAGAGGUAACUGAAUUAUCAUAGAAUUAUACUUCAGACAAUUUAGUUUUACAACCUUACUCAAUUAAUCUUUUCGAAAGGAAAAUGAAUUUUGGAAAUUCCGUCCACAUUUAAUGAGUUCGCCCACCUACUGUAUUUAAGGGGCCUCGGAGGUGAUUUAAGAUAACAAGCUGACUUGGCUUUAAUGUAUCGGAAAAUUUAUUUGCGCAGUAAUGUUUCCCAUCCUGCAGGGCCAUGUUGGUGUGAUAACGAUGAGGAUCUAGGUCGUGCGCCACUCGUUCCUUUGGAAUGCAUGUGUGGACUCUGGAACGCCCUUUAUUACGGUAUUUCGGUUACGAUUUUUGGACGAAUUCUUUGUUCUCUCUCCUGUGUUAGCACCGUUAAUGCUCCGUUGUCUCAUGAGUGGAAGCGACGUACAUCUCACGCAUGCUGUAUUACACUUCUACUGAUAUCCUGUCAAGUAGUUAUUAUUGUGCGAAACAAAUUAUCAAGUUUGCUGAAGGCGCGCCUCCCCUCGAAGCCAAAAUAGACACGGUCCAAAUCACCCAAUAUGAGACCCCUUCGGCAGUUUUCGAUCAUCACGUGUUUGACAUUAGGAUGGCCAAUAUAAACGGAACGCAGCACUCACCCUUUUGGUACAUAUUUGAGCACGGUCAUCUCCGUAAGCACGGAGGACCAUUCAUAUCUCCUAGGGGUAAUUUGCGUCUGAAUUGAUUUUCCCAGACCUAUAAAUACGAUCUCCUACAAAGUAAACACACUCACUUUCAAUGCGUCAUAUUUCGCUGUUUUAUACCUUGUAGGUUCAUCCCAUCAUCAGUGCUUGUCUUAAAAAGUUCUUGGAGAUUAUUUAGACUAGAAAAUAAUAGUCAAUUAUUGAACACAUCUGAUGGCACAUGGUGCAUAACGGAGACUGUCGCGUACCUUAGACACUGUUACCGCUCAUCAGUGCGAGAAAGAAAGCGAUUUUGUCAAAGAAACGUUCAGCAGUAACCUCCAAAAUUACUCGCCUAAGUCAAACUCAAGGAAGAAAAUUACUCCUAAUAUUUCUCAAUAUGACUAAAGAUAUCAACAUGGUUACCAAACACUUUUUCAGUAUUGUAUGUUUGCGCAACUCGGGAAAGUAGUCUGUUUAAUCUGCAAAAUGGGGAAUGUGAUCAGGAAAACUAAUGCAUUCUCGCAUCUCUGCAGCUUGAAACUACUAUACCACUUUUUACGGGGUCACCAAUCAGUACCACUUCCACAGCCGCUUUUUACCUCGGGUAUAUGGGUCUUCUUCAUGUACGUUGUUACUUGUGAACACGGCUAAUUUGUCUAUUGCAAUUGAGAAGUUUGAGUUCCGAGGUCUGGUCUUCCUUUAAUAAAUGGAGUCUUAGUUCUACGAACAAGUUGUCGGGCCGCUUCUUACGAUAAAACAAAGACAACCGUGCAAUUGCGUGAAAAAGUAGGCAACGUUCAAAUGCCAGUAGCGAAACUUGUGUAUUUUUGGCUUGUAAAGGAGUUUAUUAUAAAAACUCCUUCAAGUUUUGGACUUUCGUAAUUAUGUUCUACAGGCAUGAAAACUGCUGAAUAGCCAUGCAGUUCGGCUGCUGUCUUUCGGAUAUUACCAGAAGGAGGAACUGCUCUGUUUUGUUAUUUCUGUCUGAUCGAGUGUAGAAAACGCAGCAAACAGGGCCUAAAAACCCUGAAUAAUCUAAUUUCCCUGUGUAAGCGCACCUCAGUCAUCGCAUUUACAACUCCCUUGCCCAUGCAUGCACCUAAAAUUCAAAAAUUCACCUCCAUUUGUUAACAUAUCUGUUCAGUGACCCAAUUAAACGUAGAAGGAAUCCGUGCUUUGCGUCAGCCGGCCAACCUGUAAGCAGAAUUUGGAGACCUCAAGCUGCGCAGGACCUCGUUUGUUUAGAUUCAGGUUAUAAAGCUACUUGUACAAUCACCAAAAUAACAAAAAACUGCAAAAGGUGUUCUUAUAAAGAAAUCGGCGUUUUUUACAUGCAUCUGUUCAUUUAAUGCAAGUGGAGAAUGAGUUACUUAACAGAAAUCUGAAGUGAAGAAGAAGAUUCGAGCACCGGAACACUUCGUUUAUUAUCUUGAGCUUUCAGACUCGUACAGGAGUCCAUCGUCAGAGGUAGUGGCAGAAACAGGAUAGGCGACAGUUAUAAGGCACGCAGGCCCAAUCAUCGACCGACGUCGCACGACUGGAGGUGACUACGCCGGGCUCUGUACGCCGGCGCCAGAUCGAUAAAUCGAUUGACCGAGUUCUCAUCCGAGGUCCAUGCUUCAAUCAAUUCUCGGCCCUUCCUGGAUGUGCUCGUCAGACGAAACCUUAACGGUGAACUUAAAACGACUGUUUAAUGGGAGGCUACAAACAACACACAGCUUCUCAGUUUUCACAGCAACCAUCUGGGUAGCUCACAAACGAAGCUGUGUGAAGACGCUCUUUAAAAGGAUCCAAAGUCAUUGCAGCAAACCGGAGGACAGAGCACGUGAGGCCCGUUAUCUCCGCAACCAGUUUGUGCAAAAUGGCUAUCCGAGGGCAUUCAUAAGUCGCUGCCUACGCGGUCGCCACCAGAGAAGUCGAACAUCAACGCCACCGACGAUAUGGCAUUCUCUGCCAUACAUCAAGGGUGUUUCAGAAGCGACCGAGCGCAUUGCUGCGGAGCUAGGGGUUGGAAUUGCACACCGCCCCAAAGCCACCAUGCGCAGCAGAUUCAUGCAAACUAAAGACCGGUUAAAACUUGAAGAGCAAUCUGGAGUAGUGUAUCGCAUUCCGUGUCAAAAGUGUCCUUGUAAUUACACAGGACAGGCUGGACGCAUGCUCGGAUCGCGCAUACAUGAACAUGAGCUGGCUGUACGGCGAGGCGACGCAUAAUCACAAGUGGCCGCCCACACCUACGAAAUGGGUCACGAGUUUGACUUCGCAGCCACCAAAAUAGUCGCCCACACCGGAAACAAGACAGGCCGAGAAUUGAUUGAAGCAUGGGCCUCGGAUGAGAACUCGGUCAAUCGAUUUAUCGAUCUGGCGCCGGCGUACAGAGCCCUUCGUAGUCACCUCCAGUCGUGCGACGUCGGUCGAUGAUGGAGUCUACUUGCCUUAUAACUGUCGCCUAUCCUGUUUCUGCCACUACCUCUGAUGAUGGACUCCUGUACGAGUCUGAAAGCUCAGGAUAAAAAAUGAAGUGUUCCGGUGCUCGACUCUUCUUCUUCACUUAUGGAUACACCUGGAACUCGAAAUUUCGCCUUCAUUCGUGAGAAAACAAAGGCGUUGAAAUCCUCGAGGAGCGUCUUCUGUAGGUUCUUUAUGGGGGAUCAAGUGUACUCUGGAGUGCACGCUGUUAAACCUGAUUAUUCCCCCCGCCCCCCCACGUGGUAGAUGCGCUGGAUCAGCAGAUGGACUAGGUAGGAGUCCGGCACGCCAUAAAAGAUGUCAACAUUGAUGAAUGACCGCACGCCCAUUUGCAGGCCUACGUCGCGUCCACUGGGAUCUGAGCCAACCCACCACUUUUGCUGUUCUGCAAAAUCCUGGUUACUGUCUAUUAUUAACUAGUGGGUGUUGUGGUACGUCUAGGUGCAUGUUUCACCCUGCCAGACACCUGAGCCGGCUUCCGCUUCGUGUCUUCUUGACGCUGUCUUGAGGCCGGCUCUGGGUGAAAACGGGAAGAUGGUGCGUUAGAUGCUGCGCAAGUCCAGCAUCACUUUAAACGCAAAUCACCGUGUGGAGCGCACGGUGGGCAUCGUCUGUCACAAUGUCAAUUUCGUGAUCGAUAAGAAUUCAUGUCGCAAUUUAGAGAUAAAAUGUUUGGGAUUUCCAUAACAAUAUGAAGCCUGCUUAAAGAAGUAAAAAACAAUCAAAAAACGAAAAGUAGGCAUAACGAAAAUUGAGGUGACUGAGAUGCGGUAUGUCCGGGGUUACUUCAGGAGUGCAUUGAUAGACCACCAAAAAGGAAGACAUAUUUUUGAUAAGGCAAGCUGGGUCGAUCUAGUCACGAGCUGAUCUGGCGACGGCACGGGUGUGGUCAUCAGCGCGGACUCCGAUGUGAUAGGGUGGCGCCUGUAAAUCAGGGUUAAAACCAGUGAGCUUUUCGCUUCGGUCCAUGCUUGUAUGUCUGCGUAACUAGCUGACCCAGUUACCAUUGCCUUUGAAAGUGACAAUACUCAGUCGGUUCGCUGUGUAGGUCUACAGUUCUUACAACGACACACCAGUUCACGGACAUCUUUACAACCCAUGCAAAUCGAAAUCCUUAUGGUAAAAUGAUGGAAACGGAUCUCAAAACCCAGAACGCGGUUUCGAUUAACAUUCAGAACAUAUUUGCCAGAAAUAAACUAAAUGGAGAUCGAAAUUGCCAGAGAGACCAAUGAACUCAUGAAUGGAGUAUUCUUCUACAUAUGCGUUGACACAAGAAAUAACGCGAAGAUUUGAUGGGAGUGACGCUAUUAAGACGCACUGAGUAACUUAUGCACGUAAACAAAAAGUAAUUAGGGGACUAAAAAAUCUCCCUCAAGACCUUGAUAGUCUGCAUAUAUAUAUCGAGAGAGAAAGUCCGUAAGGCACAGCGGAGCAAGUGAGUUCCGUAUAAACCAUCAGUGAGCGUCCCAGCACCAUUAUAUAUAUAUAUAUAUAUAUAUAUAGGCAGAAUGGUAUUACCGACGAAGACAAGGGAGACUAGAAUGGCCAUUUCUGGCUUAUUAGCCGUCGUCAGCCAGCCAUACCCAAGCCCGAAGUGUGGAACACCCGAGCCUCGAACUCGCGACCUGUUGGCUUAGAAGUCCACGCCUCUACCCACGGGGCCACGUGCCCGUUGCCCUGUCGGUUUUCGAUCGGGAAUAUAUUCAAUGGUAGGGGGCGUUCACCGAUUGUUCAUACGGAACUCACUCGUUCGGUUGUGCCUUAAGGGCUCUCUCUCGAGCCCAAGGUUCGAGGCUCGGGUGUUCCACACUUCGGGCCUGGGUAUGACUGGCUGACGAUAACUAAUAAGCCAGAAAUGGCCAUUUCAGUCUCCCUUGUCUUUGUCGGUAAUACCAUUGUGCCUGUAUAUCAUGCGCCGCUGUCCGGCUGCUGGUUGGGCUCGAGAGAGAGCCCCUAAGGCACAACGGAACGAGUGAGUACCGUAUGAAAGAUCGGUGAGCGCCCCCUACCAUUAUAUAUAUAUAUAUAUAUGCAUAUAUAGGGGCAGAUUGUCAAUAAAGACGAGGGAGAUUGAGAUAACAAUUUUUGACAGGUUAGUUCCUGUCAGCGAAACUUAUUCAAACUUAUUUCAUCACCCCCACUAUCUGUGUGAUGACGGAGACGACGGUUACAACCCCACGCUCCCUCGGAUCCACCAUCCGUGAUAACAGUCCCGACGCCCUGUCAAACGCCCCUCUCACCACCAACGAUCCGUCACUAGCAUAUCGUACUCGAUCCUAGUCUACCCUCAUUGUGAUGGCACCCUUAGGUCACGCGUCGGCCUGGUUAGUCACUUGCGAAUCUGUCGUACGGAGACUUUCAAACCCCUGAAUAGUGCCCCGGCGAACACUCGCCUAACCCGCCUCCACUGCCUGCCCAGUCCACACACGCUCAGUCAGCGUAUGAGUCUUUUCAACCACAUGUGUAAUCAAGGCAGCAGGAUUCACCCAAUUUCGAUAGAGCGAGCCCAUCUGGCGCAUCAAACAACUGUUCUAUCCACAGCACUGCCAACUCAACCUCCAGUAGCGUCACCACAGCUAACAACAUCAACGCUAUAAGCAGAUCAACGUAGCCUGAAUUCCUGGCCAUUCUGUCUCCGAAAAUGCCAUUUUGUAUCAGCAUGGUCGGUCUUUGAGGAAUCCAUCGUAUUGAGACCGACGAACCAGCGGGGCAAUGGGUAGCCGUUUCCGUCUUAUUCACUAUCGCCGGCCGGCCCAACUGAACCCCACGUUUUGGAGCACCGGAGGCUUGAACCUGCGCUCUUAUAGUUAUAAGUUGAAUGCCCCAACCACUGAUGAAACAGCAUCAGGUGUGACAGAACCUGCCCGUCGCCCUCACCUCGACUGCCCACAUGAGCCUACUCGGUCACGCGUAAGUCCGUGGCAGACCAUUGCACUGCAAACGCUAUCCCCAGUCGCUUCCGCCACGCAUGGACUCCUCUUACUGCGCAGGUGUUAUGGCAGAUUUCAAAUAAUUCACUUUGACCCAACUGUGAAAAACUCGGUGCCUUGGUGGGAAUCGAACUCACGACAGCAAGGGAGGGCUUUAGUACAGCCAACACUCUAGCCACCUGAGCUACGAGUCUUCACCAUGAGAGAUGUGACUUUAAUCGCAUUUGGGUCUGGUUUACUCGCCUGGUAGUGAUCUGGUGGAUUUUAGAUGUAUUACUUAGGAAAUCCUGUUUGGGCAGUCAGCUUACUGUAUCAGAUUAAGUGGAUUCCAGACGAUUCAGUAGGUUGAGCGUAUUUAUUCAGUCGGAAAUGGGCGCCUAUCGAUUCACUGACUUUUCGAAGCUAACAGGUCCCAUCUGUGUGUCGGAGGUCACGAACAUGCAAUCGUCUGCCAGGGUGAAUUCGACAAAGUCAUGUAUGAUAACAGUCGGUGAGGACAGAUGAUGGAGUAGAUUGACACAGUACUGUUUCGGGCUUAUUUUGCCCUCAAUGUCCUGGCGAGCAGAUGGGACGAGAAAAAGAAGCAUGCCUUGUGAUUGGCCAAAUGAAGGCAGAAUACGCCGCAAGCGGUUCCCUAUUCUCUGUCGUCUCCGCCCUAUUAUCAUGACGUGAUCGAGUUCGGCCUGGAGGGUAGUUGCCUCUUUGUGACCUCUGUCACACAUAAGUAGUGUGUUUGCCUCAAGGAGCCAAGGGAUUGGUGUGUGUCCAUUCCUAAUUGAAUAUAGGUGUACAGACAAGCAAAUUGACAUAAAUGAAAUCUCUGAUCGAUACAAGCGAAGAUGCGAGCUCCAGGGACUAGCUGAUAUAAAGAAGAAGAAGAAGAAGAAGAAGAAGAAGAAGAAGAAGAAGAAGAAGAAGAAGAAGCAAUCACUGGAAUAA